Neogale vison (American mink) is the source of this 2132-nucleotide messenger RNA. RefSeq lists its product as uncharacterized. Bases 221 to 1144 code for a protein of 307 amino acids. The record is from RefSeq and is a predicted model, not a curated record. NCBI's taxonomy places the organism in Eukaryota, Metazoa, Chordata, Mammalia, Carnivora, Mustelidae. The transcript has 5 exons.
UACCUGAAGGAGGAGGCCAAAGAGCAGCAGUGGAAGUCGAUCAGUUCCUUCCUGUAAAUUCGAACCCUCCCAGGAAGCAACAGGACUUUCAUAUCAUAAAGCACAGCUGGCAGACCAAAGACCUUUACUGACAUGCUCCAAAUUUAUUCUUGUGGUAAACAGAAUAGUGAGAGUGCAGGCGCCUUCCCAUGUACUAGGCAAGAAUUUGAGCCUCUGAUCCAUGGCAGAAAACAACAUAAGGCUUUCAGAGGUAACCAGACAUUUCAUUCCAGAAAAUGUUUUUAGAUACGUAAAUUUUAGAACUUUGAACAGAAGCUGGACUAUAAUCUUCAUGGGGACAAGUACCCUGUGGGUUAUUAUACAUACUAUUUCUUUAAAGUUUAGUGAAGGCAAAAAAAAAAAAAAAAAGUCACAUGUCUGCUUUUCCUUCUCUUUUCCAGAAGUUUUAAGCACAGAUGAAGAUGUUUUACCUGGAUCCUCUGGGUUGGCCCAAGGCCAUGGCCAGAUGGCAGCAGAUUCAAACUCAGAAUACUCCUGUGUGUCUGCAGACAGUGUCAUUCCCUAUGUACUCAAGACGGCAACCCAACAGGAUGCAGCCCAUCCUAAGUCCUCUGCCGUGGUCCCUCCUGGUGGUGAGGCAGCAAAACAACAAUCCUCUGCCUCAGAGUAUUUCUCCUGUUUCUCAACUCUAUCUGAGCUGAUUCGUGCUAAUGAGGAUGAAGUUUUAAACACAUCUGAAGAUGUUUUAUCUGAACCCUCUGGGUUGGCCCAAGGCCAUGGCCAGAUGGCAGCAGAUGCAGUCUCACAAUACUCCUGUGUGUCUGCAGACAAGCUCAUUCGCUGUGAAUUCAAGAGGACGACUCAAGAGGAUGCAGCUCAGCCCAAGUCCUCUGCCAUGGUCCCUCCUGGUGUUGAGGCAGCAGAAGAAAAGUCCUCUGCCUCACAGUACUGCUCCUGUGUCUCCUCUCUAUCUGAGCUGAUUCGUGCUAAUGAGCAUGGAGUUCCUCAAACUGACCAGGUUGUUUCUGGUGUUGAACACUGCAUGGAACGUGAGACUUCCUCACCCUUUCCAUAUAGCUCCUUUCUAUUCCAUCUGGUUGAUGAUCCUAAGCCUUCUGUGUCCCCAGCACACAUGGAAGAGUAAACAUUCAUGAAAAUUUAUUAUAUGCUUGUCAAAAUGAAAAGGGAGGUGACUGUCUAUAAAGUGAUCAACUGGAAAGCCUGGAGCCUCCCACCAAGAAAACAAAAACAGAAAAAAAGACCUCUCCUGAAAAUGUCCAGGGAACAGUCACCCCCUCUUGGGCAUAUAUGAAGGAACUGCUAGUGGCAGUGAGUCCAGGCAGAAAAUUGAAGGCCAGGAGAAAUGGAAUGUGGUGACAGUCCACCAGUGCCUCCUGCUGCAGACGAAUAUCCCAGAGUCAAGACCCCUGAAUGGCUCGUGGCCCUGGAUAGUGGUUUCAGGUGCAUGGCCUGCUGCUGGGUCUUUCCCAGCUUGGAGGUCCUCCAGGAACACAUGAAGCAUGGAGUCCGUGAGGGCUUCAGCUGCCAUACUUUCCAUCUGACGUUGACUUUGCUGAAGAGCAAGAAAAGGGUAGAGAAGGAAAAGAGUAGGCAGACAAAGAAUACUAAGAAUACUGGCAUAUAGAUGCCAGAAAGAGAAAAAUUUUGGCUUGAAGUUGUCUUCAUACAAAUAAACGGAACUCUUUCCAGCCCCUCCAGAGAAGCAGUAGAGAAGGCCAGAUCUACUGAGGGGGAACCUUCAUCUUCUCUAAGCAGCCCUAGGACCCACCUUUAUUUAUGCACAUCUCCCACCACCACCACUCCCAGCACACCAUCACCAGGAGCAGACACCCCUUUCCCCUAUCUCCACUGCUCUCCCAAGAAGAAGGGAGAAGGCAGUUCACACCAUGCAGAACAGCAAGAUGGUCUCAUACAAACUAAAGAGCAAUGACCACCCACAUAUUGUCUCUACCUGAAAAAAGGAGAUUGACUGGAAGGGGAAACUGCUAGGGGCUGGAUUGUAGAAGAGGUGAGGGCCCUAGGAGUAAGAGAACGUCUCAAGUGUUCUUGGGACUCAGGUUUCUGCUGGAGAUGCCUCCCAAGGUUCCAGGAUAACUGUGUUGAAUAAUUUC